GACAUCAUUCUUGAGGAGACCGAUUUAGAGUUGAACUGCGCUGAUCGGGCUCCUGGGCUCCGCUGGAAUGGUCUUCUGAAGCAAGAUGCUACGCCGCUGAUUUGUGCUACUUCUGUUUCCGGCACCAUUGUCGCUCCUGGGGUAUACAGUGUUGCUUCUAGGCUGACCAAUGGAACAACAGUCGUCGCUAGUUCCGGACCUCCUAAAGCACCACCUAGGUUGAUGCCGCCCUCUAUGUCUCCGAGUGCAGCGGAAAAGACUUGUGGCUCUGGGCCUUCUGAUCAGAUUCGUAAUAGCCUGAUCUCACCCACU
Molecule: messenger RNA, 312 nt
Organism: Protopolystoma xenopodis
Lineage: Eukaryota; Metazoa; Platyhelminthes; Monogenea; Polystomatidea; Polystomatidae
Source: the annotation of a GenBank genome assembly